Arthroderma uncinatum is the source of this 2136-nucleotide messenger RNA. RefSeq names its product cyclin Pas1. The record is from RefSeq and is a predicted model, not a curated record. Bases 1 to 2136 code for a protein of 711 amino acids. Gene Ontology annotation, molecular function: protein kinase binding; cyclin-dependent protein serine/threonine kinase regulator activity. Gene Ontology annotation, biological process: regulation of cyclin-dependent protein serine/threonine kinase activity. NCBI's taxonomy places the organism in Eukaryota, Fungi, Ascomycota, Eurotiomycetes, Onygenales, Arthrodermataceae. The transcript has a single exon. Gene Ontology annotation, cellular component: cyclin-dependent protein kinase holoenzyme complex; nucleus.
AUGUCGACAUUUAUAGACGUCUUGGGUUUCAAUCCUGUAAACCCGAGCAUUUCAAAGUCUGUUCAUCAGACUUGCCCCUACGCAUCCUCGCUCGCCUCGUCGGCGUCCUCGUCGGCAUCGUCGGUCUUCUCUCUUGACGCUGUCUCGUCUCAAACCUCGGUUGCCUCGUCCACAUGCACAUCUGCAGAUGUGAUCUGGGAAAACGAGAUACCCGCCAACUCUCAAGAGAAGAAGGCUGCCGCAACGAACGAUGCAGUCCGCACCUCCGCAAAGGGUUGCUACAGUAAGGCUGGAGAGACAGAUGUCUCGACGAGCCUGAGGCAACACCCUAGGCGUACGGCUGCUACGCGUCCUCCCCCAACCUUGGUGCGCCAGUGCGAAAGGAAAACCAACUUCGUCGAUAGUCUUGUUGGUAAGUCUACGCCCUUCCCUCCAUCGCCGUACAUUCCGACCAGUCUAACGCAUAUCUGCCCUCCCCUUGAAGACUCUGCAUCGCAAAUCGUAGAGAUUAUCUGGCCCCUCUCAGUCGCUGCGUCCCCGAGAGGCGUUGAGUCUACCCUUGGCUGCAAGGGGGUUUUGCCCCUAAGAACGUUCAUUCAGGAGACUCUUCGCAGAUCGCGAACCAGCUACUCUACUCUGCAGGUUGCCCUUUAUUAUCUGAUCCUGAUCAAGCCGCAUGUCCCAAGCAUCGACUUUACCAUGGAACAGCCCAAACUGCAGCAGUCCUACUCCCGCGCCAUGCAAUGUGGCCGGCGCAUGUUCCUCUCUGCUCUCAUCCUUGCCUCAAAGUAUUUGCAAGACAGGAACUACUCCGCCCGUGCGUGGAGCAAGAUCUCAGGCCUCAACACAGCAGAGAUCAACCAGAACGAACUCAUGUUCUUGCAGGCUGUCGACUGGCGCCUGCACAUCUCAGACGCCGUCUUUCAGCGCUGGAACGAUAUCGUUCUAAAGUAUACACCGAAUGCCAGCGGCAUCCCCAGUGUCGACGGCAUGUGCUGGCGAACGGUCAUCCCUAUCCUGACUCCCCAGCUUGAUACGCUGGAGUCUCAGGGCGAUGGCCCCUGGGCAGUGUCGAAUGUGGGCUCUCCAGUCGAUAGCACCACACCAAGCAGUCCUUCUACCUGUAGCAGCCCUCCUUCGGGUCUCUCGUUCACUGAGAUACCGAGGAGACCGUCAACGGUCGACUUGACCAACGUCACCCUUCCGUCGCUUCCAAGGCUUGGACUGCUUCCUACCCCCCAGCUCACCCCGCAAGUCAACGCCACCACGCAUACUCCUGCAGUGAGUGCCAGUGCGUGUCGUCCAUCCAUCUGCUCCGCACUUUCGCAGGCCCAGACGGCCUUCGUUCAACGGACUACCUUGGACCAGCGUCCUACGCAACCCUUGUAUAUUAGCAAACAACCUUCUUUUGACUGUCCUUCCGGUUCAUUCCAGGGCCGCCGCUCUUCCCUGGCUCGCUCGUCUUCCUUCACCUCAUCCCCUGAGUCGAUGGCGUCUGAUGUUCCGUCACUGUCGUUCUCUUCCCGAUCUUCUCGAUCUUCUCGAUCCUCCUCCAUCUCAUCUGUCACAUCCAUGAACUGCGCACCCCGCACAUCUCGUCGCACUACCCCCACCUCCCAGCCAAACAACUGUCUUAAAGAAAGCAGAAAACCCCUCGUUAUUGCUACCCCAAUCGAUGAGCACGAACCAAGCUAUAAUACAUACCCUCCCUCCCCACCCUCCCGUACUACCAGCGCUAUCAGUGCAGUUCCCGACCUGUCGAAUUUUACUCUCAACACCCCGUCCGACUCGGACGCCGCUGCUAUCCAGGGCCUGUACGAGCUUGCCACCGGCUUCCCACUGUCGCUGGAUUGCACUACUCCAUCCCCUAUUAACAGCACUCGACGUUGCCGAAAACGCUCUCGUGCCCCAUCCACAUCCGAAGAAGCCAGCCUGCAGCAAAAAGUGCGCCAUCUCAUGGCGCUUGAUGCGCGGGAUCUCGAGGAUGAUAGCAACUCUCUGGCCGUCCUACGUGACAACCAAGUUGCUGACUCGUUCUUGGUCAAUAAGGUUGCAGGUAUGAGCGCUACUGGUUCCGUCAGCGUAAAGCGUGCGUGCUGCGGUAAGGAGAACGUUCGGGCGCUAUGGGGCAUUUGA